Molecule: messenger RNA, 2326 nt
Organism: Lampris incognitus (smalleye Pacific opah)
Lineage: Eukaryota; Metazoa; Chordata; Actinopteri; Lampriformes; Lampridae
Gene: mrps9
Product: mitochondrial ribosomal protein S9
Exons: 11
Coding region: 1-1179 (392 amino acids)
Biological process (GO): translation
Cellular component (GO): mitochondrial small ribosomal subunit; ribosome
Molecular function (GO): RNA binding; structural constituent of ribosome
Source: RefSeq, a predicted model, not a curated record
AUGGCGGCCUCCGGUCUGCGCACGGCGGCGGCCGUUCUGUCCAAAUGUGGAGUUUGCGGCGGCGGCGGCGGCGGCAGCAGCGUGAGCAAGGCGGCGGCGGCGGCGUGUGUGAGCAGACAGGUCCAGACCAGGCAGAUAUGCGUCAGCUCCGUCCUUCACAGGAAGAACUUGGCCGCGGCGGGACCGGAGAAGUUCACGACAGAGUUCAUCCAAAAGCAGGUGGAGGAGUUCAAUAUUGGAAAACGUCACCUCGCCAACAUGAUGGGUGAAGACCCGGAGACUUUCACACAAGAAGACAUCGAUAGGAGCAUCGCCUACCUGUUCCCCUCUGGCUUGUUUCAGAAGAAAGCCAGACCUGUCAUGAAGCAUCCAGAUGAAAUCUUUCCAAAGCAAAGAGCUAUCCAAUGGGGACCAGACGGACGGCCUUUCCACUUCCUGUUUUACACUGGCAAGCAGUCCUACUACUCCCUGAUGCACGACACCUACGAUAAAGUGUUGAACAUCGAGAUGCACCAGGAUCGUCUGAGAGCCAAGGGCCUCUUCUCCACCGACACCAAGAACAUCUCCUUGGGGAGCAGCAGGUGGCUGAUAAAGGAGGAGCUGGAGGAAAUCCUGGUGGAGACCAUCUCAGAUCACGAUUACAUGCGAUUCAUCAAGCUGAUGGAGCGCAUGCUGUCGCUGCCUUACAGCGUCAUCGAGGAGGAGUUUGUCCUGCGGUUCCGCCGGCAACUGGAGGUUCAGUCCACGAAGCAAGUGGUGCCGCAGUUGGAGAGGGACGAGCGAGGCGUGGCCUUCAGCACCACAGAAGGCCGCAGAAAGACGUCAAAUUGCUCAGUGGUCCUGAGAGACUGCGGCUCUGGACACGUCAGCAUUAACGGCCAAGACUUACUCCUUUAUUUCCCCGUACUACAAGACAGACAGCAGCUCAUGUUCCCUCUCCAGUUUGUGGGCAUGCUCGGUCGUUUUGACCUGGAGUGCUCGGUGAGCGGCGGUGGUCGCUCCAGCCAGGCAGGGGCGCUGCGCCUGGCCAUCUCACGUGCCCUGCUCGGCUUCCUGUCUGAGGGAGAGAUGGAGAACAUGAGACAAGCUGGUCUGCUGACCCCUGACCCCAGGGUGAGAGAGAGGAAGAAGCCCGGCCAGGAGGGCGCGCGCAGGAAGUUCACCUGGAAGAAACGCUGAAAAGGAAGUGGAGGAAGAUGAACUGUGUCGAAAAAUGGAAAACUGACACCUGAACCAGAAGAUGGAAGACAUGGACUGAUGCAACAGAUGUGAAUCCCACAUUCAUUUUCCAGGACUUCUGAAAUCAUAUCAUGGCAAUUAAAAUUAAAUUAAUUUAAAAAAUCUGAAAAUAUAAUAUCUCAUGAUCAUUCAGGGCUCUGUACUUUUGCAUUCUCUCACAACUUUCUCAAAGAAAAUCUUAUCAGAAAGGUUUCUUUUUUCCCCUCUUUCUCCCCAAUUGUACUUUGCCAGUUACCCCCCUCUUCUGAGCCGUCCCAGUCGCUGCUCCACCCCCUCUGCUGAUCCGGGGAGGGCUGCAGACUACCACAUGCCUCCUCCCAUACAUGUGGAGUCGCCAGCCGUUUCUUUUCACCUGACAGUGAGGAGUUUCACCAGGGGGACGUAGCACGUGGGAGGAUCAUGCUAGUCCCCCCCCCCCCCCCCCGAAAAGGCGCCCCGACCAACCGCAGGAGGCGCUAGUGCAGCGACCAGGACACAAUCUGUGACUGACUCUCCCUCUGUGACUCUUAUGUCAUAUAUCCAUUGAUCUGAAUGAAUUUAGAAUAAUAAUAAUGAAUCCAUCCAUUAUCCAAACCGCUUAUCCUACUCACGGUCACCAGAUAAUAAUAAUAAUAAUUUGACAGGUCAUAUCUCAGCAAUGACAAAACUUUAGCCCACCAAAUUGAUCCCGUCUUAAUCUAGUCCCCCUCUACCAGUGUAGAUAACUUUUGUCCUGUGUCGUCCUCAUGUGGCGAAGAGGUAGCACUACACUCUGCUGUCAUAUAUCCAUAGAUGGGAAUGAAUGGGGUAUAAAAUGAUUUGACAGGUCAUAUCUCAGCAAUGACGAAACUUUAGACCACCAAACUGAUAUCCUGCCUUAAUCUAGGGCCCCUCUACCGGUGUUGACAAUUUGGCAAAGACUGGAGAAAUUUGAAAAUUUCAGCCAAAAAACCUUAGUGGUUUUUUUUGGCUGAAAAUUUGGACUUGAUCAAAUUUUCACCAAAUUUGCUGUAAAUGUAGGGGGAGACGUCACAGAGUCACAUUCAUAAAAAAAGAAAAGAAAAGCAUUUGGUUCGUUCGAAUAAAAAAGUAUUUUAAAAAAAAUCUG